AUGGCCAGCGCUGACACAGACUUGGAGGCGGAGGCACUUCCCCAUAUUUCUAAAGGAGACAUGAAUGAGAUAAGGGCUGCAAUAGAGAAAGGAGACCUCACAGCAGCAGCUACAAAAGCCCAGGAGAUCCUGGCUAAUGAAGAAAAGAUCCAGCUCCACAUUGCUGUAACAGGAGAUGCCCCUUAUCCUUGCCCCCAGGACUCCCACGUGACUUUCUGGGACCUGCCUGGCAUUGGGGCACCCAAUUUCAGACCAGACACCUACCUGCAGCAGGUGCAGUUCGACCGCUAUGACUUCUUCAUCAUCAUCUCCUCCAGCCGCUUCACAUGCAAUGCUGUGAUUCUGGCAGAGGCAAUUCAGGCUCGGGGGAAGCAUUUCUACUUUGUGCGCUCCAAGGUGGAUCAGGAUGUGAGCAAUGAGCAAAGACUCUACGAUGAGGAGGGAGUCCUGAAGGCCAAAGGGAAGAAAGCUACUGCGACCCGGUCACAGCGCUAUGAUGAGAUGGCAGUCCUGGAUAGGAUCCGUCAGGACUGUGAAAGGAAGCUGGCAGAGCUGGGCAUAAGCUCCCUUCAAGUCUUUCUUGUCUGCAGGGAUGGUUUUGGCAGGAAGUACGAUGGUCCCAGACUGUUGUGGACCUUCCUGGAUGAUCUGCCAAGCCAGAAGAAACUCGGCUUCCUACGGUCCCUGGCCAACACUUCAAAGGAGGUGCUGAGAAAGAAGAAGGAGGAGCUGAUGAAGUAUGUCUGGCUGAAAAGCCUUGCGUCAUGUAGAGCAUCUGCUGUUCCCAUCCCUGGUCUCUCUACCGCUGUUGAUACUGCAAUCCUGGUGACAUCCCUGCAAGAGUACUGCUGGACCUUUGGCCUGGCUGAGGACUCCCUCCAGAAACUUGCAGAGCAGGUGAACAAGCCUGUUGAGGAGCUGAAGGCUGUCAUGAGGUCCCCCCUGCACCACGAAAUAUCCAAGGAUCUUGUAAUUAAGCUGUUGACCAAAAGCUUUGGGGGUGCUGUGCAAUAUCCACUGCUUGUGUUAAAAUCCAUCCCCAUAGUGGGGGCUGUGAUAGGCUGUCUGUUGUCGGCAGCAAUUGCUUUCUUCAGCAUGUUCUUUCUGUUGAGGAAUUUCCUGUCUGAUGCUGCUGCUAAUGCCGAACGUAUUCUGCAGCGGGCUUUAGAGGGGACGAGUCAGAAUAGCCCAAAGGGGAGCUGAGCACAAAGUGUGUGAAAGGAAUGUGGGGAGCUCCCAAGAGCAGCGGGGAGAGGGGCUGAGUCCGGCCAUCUGCAUUCUGCACGGGUGGCCAAUGCUUUGCUGUCUGGAAGUGCUGCGGGGUGCUCUGGUGGUGCCGGGGAGUGGGGUGAACUGCUGAAGCUAAUAUUCAAGUUUCCUUUUAUUAAUAUUUAUAAUAUAUCUUUAUGAAUAUGUCUCACUUAUCACAAUUUUUUCAUUUUCAUAUUAUUGUAUUUAUAUUUCUAUUAAUAUUUUCUGCCAAUGUUUUUCUAUUGUUUUCUGUUCUAUUAAUAUUUCUAUUAUUAUUGUUCUACUAUCUUUCUACUGUUGUAUGACUAUUUCUAUAGCCUUUAUGUUAAUAUUUGAAUUAUGAUUUUAGUGUUCCUUUUAAUGGUAUUUCUAGCUUUAUUCUUGUAUUGGCUUUUAUGACUGUUCAUCUCUUUUAAUACCAUUAAUGCAAAUAUUCCAUUUUGACAUUGGUAUUUCUGUGAUUUUCAUAGCAUAUUUGCACUUUGUUAUGAUUAUUCAUGUUUUUCCUAGCAGUAGUUGUUAUAUUUUAAUUAGCAUUUGUUUAACUUUGCCCCAGCAUGAGAUGGGCGCACCUCCUGCCAUCACCCUCCUCCCAGUGAAGAAUGCUAGACCCAGAGGGCGCCUGGAGGUAUAUUAACCACAUUAAUGAGACUUUCUUCAAUAAAACUACUUACUUGCCUUCUUC
Molecule: messenger RNA, 1936 nt
Organism: Dromaius novaehollandiae (emu)
Lineage: Eukaryota; Metazoa; Chordata; Aves; Casuariiformes; Dromaiidae
Product: interferon-inducible GTPase 5-like
Exons: 2
Coding region: 1-1203 (400 amino acids)
Cellular component (GO): membrane
Molecular function (GO): GTP binding; GTPase activity
Source: RefSeq, a predicted model, not a curated record